GCAUAGAAUUCAUUUUAACAGAAAGGGAAGGAAGGAACAGCAAAGAGCAGGAAAAUCAAGAGAGAGAAGGGGAAGAAAAUCAUGCAUUGUGCUGUAGCAGCAGUGUCAAGCUCUCCAAUAUUCACGCCGUCACCGAGAAAGUUGUCUCCGAUUUUCUGCAAGCCGGCGACAUCUCCUCCGCCGGCGACGCUGUCGUCUCCGUCGUCGUAUGCGAUCAAGAACAUACGAGGUUCGUUUAAUGGAGGGGAAGAGGAGGACGUAGGGUCGCCGAAGGCGCCGGCGAUGUUGAAGAGGAAAAGACCGGGGAGGAUUAGUAUACCGGUGGCGAGUUUAGGGUUUGAGGAUAUUAAAACGACGACCGAUUUGGAUAGGUCGAGUGAUGUGGAGUUGGAAGGAGAGGGUUAUUCGGUGUGCUGUAAGAGAGGGAAAAGGGGAGGUUUGAUGGAGGAUCGCUACGCUGCCGUCUUGGGUCUUCAAGGGGAUUCUAAACAGGCUUUCUUUGGUGUAUUUGAUGGUCAUGGAGGAGCUGGAGCUGCAGAAUUUGCAGCACAGAAUUUGCAGAAGAAUGUUAUGAAUGAACUGUCAAAAAGACGUGAAGAGGUUGAAGAGGCGGUGAAGGAGGGGUACCUCAUUACAGAUGGUGAGUUUUUGAAGGAAGAAAUCCGUGGUGGUACCUGCUGUGUGACAGCAAUGAUUCACAAAGGAGACCUAGUGGUCUCCAAUGCCGGGGAUUGUCGUGCUGUUAUGAGUCGAGGAGGAGUUGCUGAGCCCCUCACAGUUGAUCAUAGGCCUUCACUGGAUGAUGAAAGAGAGAGGAUUGAGAGUCUGGGCGGCUAUGUGGACUGUUGCCGUGGUGUUUGGAGAGUGCAUGGGUCCCUUGCCGUAUCAAGAGCAAUUGGAGAUCGCCAUCUUAAAGAAUGGGUGAUAGCUGAACCGGCAACAAAAGUGUUCAAGAUUGAACCAGAGUGCGAGUUCUUAAUCCUGGCUUCAGAUGGCCUAUGGGACAAUGUUAGCAAUCAGGAAGCAGUAGAUGUCGUCCGAUCGUCAUGCAUCGGUGUGGACAAGCCAGAAGCAUUCUAUGCUUGCAAGAAACUUGUUGAUUUGUCACUAACAAGAGGAUCUCUUGAUGACAUAAGUGUUAUGGUUAUUCAAUUAACUCAAUUCAUCCAGUAACUAAUAUAAGGAGUAACAGCUUAGAUGGUAAUUGUCUCUUCCAGCUGCUAGAAGCUUGCAGACUCUUGAAAAUUCACAUCAGCCCCCCUAAUUAUGCAUAUGAGUAACACCAUGUAACUUGAACUAUAUCCAUAAAACAUCCUAGAUAUAGCUUUUUCUUGCACAUCUUGGCCAUUUCACCUGCCAGAGUAGAGGGAUUUUGCCAUUAGCAAGAAUUUAAUAGUACAAGAGUAUAUUGUUCAUAUUCUAACUUAUCAGACAGUACUGUAGUCAAUAAAUUGUGGAGUUGUAAUGGAAAUAUCUCAACUCCAAUGAUGAAUAUAAUAGCCUGUAUUAGGUACCCCUGUUCUUUCUACGGCUUCUAUAUUAUUCUUGAAUAUCAAUGAAUAUAUUUAAAUCUCAAAAGCCAGAUGGAUGGUUGUGAUUGGUCUUCCUCCUGUUUUAAAUUCUUGUAAUCCCAUAUGCAAUUCCUGGCAUGCAUCAACUUUGAUGGUGAUGGAGCAAGUUGAGUUGGCUAUGACAACCCGCAUUCUGAAAACGUGUUUAUUGGGUGGAUUUCAUCUUUAGAUUCUUAUAUUCAAAGAAAGGGAUGGCAAGGCAAUGAAAGGCAUUAGGUCUUCAGUUGGUCCACAUGGUCAGGUCUGGCAGCUGCUUACUCGUUCUUUGUGAGAUGGGGCUUCCACAUUAUACAAUUAUCAAUGGACUCUGGAAGCGUGUUUCACACCUAAUGAAUUAUCUCGUGCAAGGGCAAUUGUUUGGAAAUUAGCGCAUGUUCUGGAGCAUUGGCGGGGGGGCGCUGUUACAGAUUGUAGUAUGCGGUUCUUAUGCACAUCAGUCAAAAAAUGAUAAUAUGCCACUAAUUGUUUAUAAUUUGUACAUAUUUCUAAUAAGAUUAAAAGUUGGAGAUAAUUACGCUCA
Molecule: messenger RNA, 2091 nt
Organism: Sesamum indicum (sesame)
Lineage: Eukaryota; Viridiplantae; Streptophyta; Magnoliopsida; Lamiales; Pedaliaceae
Product: putative protein phosphatase 2C 25
Biological process (GO): protein dephosphorylation
Molecular function (GO): protein serine/threonine phosphatase activity; cation binding
Source: RefSeq, a predicted model, not a curated record